Molecule: messenger RNA, 624 nt
Organism: Procambarus clarkii (red swamp crayfish)
Lineage: Eukaryota; Metazoa; Arthropoda; Malacostraca; Decapoda; Cambaridae
Source: RefSeq, a predicted model, not a curated record
AUGACGUACGAUAUGAUCAACGACAGCCACGGCAGCGGACUCACCAACCAGACGUACGAUACCAACAAAGACAGCCUAGGCAGCGGACUCAGUAACCAGACGUACGAUACCAACAAAGACAGCCUAGGCAGCGGACUCAGUAACCAGACGUACGAUACCAACAAAGACAGCCACGGCAGCGGACUCACCAACCAGACGUACGAUACCAACAAAGACAGCCACGGCAGCGGACUCAGUAACCAGACGUACGAUACCAACAACGACAGCCACGGCAGCGGACUCAGUAACCAAACGUACGAUACCAACAACGACAGCCACGGCAGCGGACUCAGUAACCAGACGUACGAUACCAACAACGACAGCCACGGCAGCGGACUCACCAACCAGACGUACGAUACCAACAACGACAGCCUCGGCAGCGGACUCACGAACCAGACGUACGACUCCUCGCUUGUCAACAAUAACAAAAAUGGCGACGCUCAUCAAUGUUGUUAUCAGUUCCUCGCUGGCAUUUCACACAGUUUAAAGGUCAGAUGGCGAUUUAAAAAUGGUCGCUUCCGUAAGACGCUCAUUAGUAUCCGGCAAAGGAUAAAGAAAUUUGGAGUUGAAAAAACAGUGAAUUAG